Molecule: messenger RNA, 417 nt
Organism: Meloidogyne enterolobii
Lineage: Eukaryota; Metazoa; Nematoda; Chromadorea; Rhabditida; Meloidogynidae
Source: the annotation of a GenBank genome assembly
CGGGAAUUCUUUAAUUUUACUCUUAAAGAGCUUAAAAUGAAUUUACAAAUUAUUUUUGUAUUAUCUACAUUUUUUGUAAUUACUGUUGUGUACAACACCAAUGCAAUAGAAAUUGGAUUGAGUGCAGAGGCUGAACUUAAUAAUGAAAAGAUGAUCUUUAAACGACAGAUUCAAAAUGAAGAAGUAAAUAAUACCUCCUCCUCUAGCGAAGAAUCUAAUGAAGAUCCUGAGGGAUCUGGAGAAGAACCAACAAAAGUUAGAAGGAAGAGAGGAGAAGUUGAAAAAGACUCGUCAUCUUCAUCAUCCUCAUCUUCCGAAGAUAAGGAAAGUGAAGGUUCUGGGGAAGAGGGGGGAAGUUCGACAACCAGUCCACCGCAAACAGAACAACCAACCGAAACAGACCUCUCAGAGAAAUAA